UCCUGUCUUGACCAGACAAGCAUUAUGUGUCAAAAAUAAAUCGAAGUGAUUUCCAAACAAUGCGAUGAGUGUCCGGUCAGGCUUUAACCUUACACCGAUAGGAUAUCCAGUGAUAAGAAGAGAAGUGAAGAAAGAAGAUGCUGUUCUGAUAUCCAGGGUAUUCAUGACCAAUGACACAGAUAACAAGGGCUUCUUGUCAAGAGCAGACCUCAAAGUGGCAGUUGUAGAGCUGCUUGGUUAUAAACCAACGAAGUAUGAGGCAGACCAGAUGUUACGAGACUAUGGGGAUAAUGUCAGUGAAACUCUGCGAGGUCUGAGGGAAGAGCAGUUCGUGGCCUGCAUGAGUGAGAAGAUGGCUGGACUGGAUGAGGAUGACGAGAUCAGACACACCUUCAUGGCAUUCGACAUGCAUUGUCGAGGCUUCCUGACUUUGGAUGAUGUGAAGAAAGUGUUUGCGAGCCACGCUCCCCAUGUUCCUGUACCAACUAUACACUCGGCGUUCAGAGAAGUUGACCAGGAUGGCGACGGGCGUGUCAGUUUCCGCGACUUCCAGUUUCUCAUGAAGUACAGCCUCGAUGACCACAUCUAACCGCAUGUGUAGUUGUGCACCAGGAACAAUUAGUGCCAAUAGCAUAUUCAUAAGGGACAUCAAAUAGCUGGCGAUUUCCAACGGAUGGGGAUUUCGCAGAUGUCCUUGGAUAUAAUUUGAUCUGAAUAAAGUAUCAGAGACUCCGGUUUUUUAAAUGUUCUGCAUUCCAUUACGUUGUUUUAUAUGUCAGUAGAAAGUAUGUUAUACAUGAGAAGUUAAAAGAAAAACAACAACAUUCGAUCUACAUACUGUCUCUCAAACACAUACGCAUUUCUUAUAGUGGUGUGUGUUGUUGUGUUGCAUGCUACGCAUUUCUUAUAGUGGUGUGUGUUGUUGUGUUGCAUGCUACGCAUUUCUUAUAGUGGUGUGUGUUGUUGUGUUGCAUGCUUUUAUUUCAUACAGAAUACAAUAUUUUGUUGUUACCAACUAAUCAGUGUUAGGGGAUCUAAUUACACGUGUUUGAUCAUUGAUCAAGUAUUAGUUUACAUAGUUCAAUGGAAUCCACCUUUGCCAAUUCAUAUCCAGCUGCACACCCUUGCUUCAUUCUGGCCUGAGAAAGUUUAAAUUGUGAUGUGUGUUUUCAAGGCCAGUUUGUAUUGCGACGGACGAUCUUUUUUCCGACUAGAGAAGUGCAGUACUGUCAGUACUUUUUAUGUUAUACAUGUAUGUAUUAAUAGUGAUUUAUUUAAGUUCUGUGAUAAAAUGGUCUUGUUCAUUUAAGACGAUUAUGACAUUUUUUUAAUAAACAUGUAAUUAGCGAA
Molecule: messenger RNA, 1350 nt
Organism: Mya arenaria
Lineage: Eukaryota; Metazoa; Mollusca; Bivalvia; Myida; Myidae
Product: EF-hand calcium-binding domain-containing protein 11-like
Exons: 6
Coding region: 65-589 (174 amino acids)
Molecular function (GO): calcium ion binding
Source: RefSeq, a predicted model, not a curated record